GGUCCUCCAGCAGCCCGGACGUCCUGCUUGCUCCGGCCAUCCUUGAGAUCGCGGGUCGCUAGUCCUUAAAGGCCCCAGUUUGUUCUGCCGCAGGGUCUGUCGCGUUGUGAUCUGUACCGUUACCGGGAAUCGUAGGGAGGUCGCCGGGGGACCCAGGAAACCUAGGGAUGGACUCAGUGGCCUUUGAGGAUGUGAGUGUGAAGUUCACCCUGGAGGAGUGGGCUUUACUGAAUUCUUCACAGAAGAAACUCUACAGAGAUGUGAUGCGGGAAACCUUCAGGAACUUGGCUUCAAUAGGGGAAAUACGCAAAGACCAUGACAUGGAAGCUCACUAUGAAAUGCCUGGGACAAAUUUAAGCAGUCACACAGUGGAGAGACUGGAUAAAAGUAAAGGAAGUAGUCAGUGUGGAGAAACCUUCAGCCAUAUUCCAAAUCGUAAUCAGAAAAAGAAAACUCCUACUGGAAUAAAACUAUGUGAAUGCAGUUUAUGUGGACAAGUCUUCAUGCAUCUUUCAUCCUUUAAUAGGCACAUGAGAUCUCACACUACAGCCAAACCAUAUGAGUAUCAAGAAUAUGAAGAAAAGCCAUAUAAAUGUAAGGAAUGUGGGAAGGCCUUCAAGUAUCGCCAAUCCAUUCGAAGGCAUGAAAGGAUUCACACUGGAGUGAAACCGUACAUAUGUAAGCACUGUGGUAAAGCUUUUAGUUGUCUCAGCUACUGUCGAAUUCAUGAAAUAGCUCACACAGGAGAGAAACCAUAUGAAUGUAAACAAUGUGGUAAAGCUUUCAGUUGUCCCAAUUACUUUAGAAAACAUGAAAGAAUUCAUACUGGAGAGAAACCUUAUGAAUGUAAGCAAUGUGGUAAAGCCUUCAGUUGUCCCACAUCCUUUCGAAGUCAUGAAAGGAUACAUAGCGGAGAAAAGCCCUAUGAAUGUAAAAAAUGUGGCAAAGCCUUCAGUUGUCCAAGUUACUUUCGAAAACAUAAAAGAAUUCAUACUGGAGAGAAACCAUAUGAAUGUAAGCAGUGUGGUAAAGCCUUCAGUUGUCCCAGGUCCUUUCGAAGUCAUGAAAGGAGACACAGUGGAGAAAAGCCCUAUGAAUGUAAAAAAUGUGGUAAAGCCUUCAGUUGUCCAAGUUACUUUCGAAAACAUGAACGAAGUCAUACUGGAGAGAAACCGUAUGAAUGUAAAGAAUGUGGGAAAGCCUUCAGUUGUCCAAGUUACUUUCGAAAACAUGAAAGAAAUCAUACUGGAGAGAAACCCUAUGAAUGUAAGGAGUGUGGGAAGGCCUUGAGUUCUCUUACCAACUUUCGAAGGCACAUGAUGAAGCACACUGGAGAUGGGCCUUAUAAAUGUAAGGAGUGUGGGAAGGUCUUUGAUUGUCCCAAUUACUUCCAAUACCAUGAAAGCACACAUAGUGGAGAAAAGCCAUAUGAAUGUAAAGAAUGUGGUAAAGCCUUCAGUACUCCCAGGUCCCUUCAAAAUCAUGAAAGAACUCAUACUAGAAAAAAACCUCAUGAAUGUAAGGAAUGUGGUAAAGCCUUCAGUUUUCCCUGUUCCCUUCAGAAACAUGAAAGAAGUCAUACUGGGGAGAAACCUUAUGAAUGUAAGCAAUGUGGGAAAGCCUUCACUUAUCUCAGUUCCAUUCAAAAACAUGAAAAAGCUCAUAGUGGAGAGAAACCUUAUGAAUGUAAGGAAUGUGGGAAAGCCUUCAUUUCUCUCUCUAAUGUCCAAAGACAUAUGAUAAAACACACUGGAGACGGACCUUGUAAAUGUAAGGAAUGUGGGAAAGCCUUUGAUUGUCCUAGUUCAUUACGAACACAUGAAAGAACUCACACUGGAGAGAAACCCUAUCAGUGUAAAAAUUGUAGUAAAGCCUUCAGUCGUCCCAGUUCCUUACGAAAUCAUGAAAGAACUCAUACCUAAGGGAAAGUCUAUGAAUAUAAAGAAUAUGGAGAACCUUUGUGGACAUAUAAGGAUGCACACUGGAGAGAUGCCGUAUAUGUAAAGAAUAUGGAAAAGCCUUGAGUUGUCUGGUUUCCUUGGGAAACCACACACACACACACAAAUCAAAGUGGAUAAAGUUCUACUGAAUGUAAACAAUAUAGAAAAAACUUCACUGGUCUCGAAGUCCUACAAAACCAUGUGAGAAUGCACACUGGAUAGAAAUUGUAUAACUGAAAAAUGAGACAGAUUUUUUAAUUUUAACAAAUAUUUUCAAAGUAGUGUGAAAACUGCGUCGGAAAUAAGUUAUAUCAAUGUAAGUAAUAUGGGUAGCCCAGUGAAAACCAAGUAGGGUAUUCUAGAAAUGUCAGGACAUGAAAGAAAUGUCAUAAAUGUUAUACAUAUAUGGUCUUUAUUACUGACGUUAAGUGAUUCUCUGUAGUAUGGAGUUCUACUUACUUUUGCAAGUAAAUUUUGAAGUGACAAUUCUGUAGGUACUGUUUAAGAAACAGUUACUAAAUUUAAUAAGCUUUUUUCUCCUUUAGUCAGUAAAAUUUUUGUAUUUCUAUUUUGAAGUCUGUUAGAUCCAUGGGUGAAUGGAAGUAUAUUUCUAAUAUACAAGUAGGUUUAAUUUUUAUAUAAUUUUGUAAUUGACCUACAAGGAAAGGACGAUUGAAAAAUGACACUUUUGGUAUUUGUUGGUUUUUUUCCCUACUGGCCUCCUGUGACAAGUACUGAAUAUGUUUUACCCAUUAUAUAUAUAAAUUUAUAUAUAUAUUCCACCUUUCUUAACAGAAAACUAUCAUUUCAUUAGCCUGAAAGAGCCUUAGUUUGUUUUCCCUACCAAUAAAUAUUUGGCAUAAA
This is a messenger RNA of Pteropus alecto (black flying fox), 2804 nucleotides long. Its product is annotated as zinc finger protein 709-like. Gene Ontology annotation, cellular component: nucleus. The coding region runs from base 168 to 1922 and encodes 584 amino acids. Gene Ontology annotation, molecular function: RNA polymerase II transcription regulatory region sequence-specific DNA binding; DNA-binding transcription factor activity, RNA polymerase II-specific. The record is from RefSeq and is a predicted model, not a curated record. Gene Ontology annotation, biological process: regulation of transcription by RNA polymerase II. NCBI's taxonomy places the organism in Eukaryota, Metazoa, Chordata, Mammalia, Chiroptera, Pteropodidae. The transcript has 4 exons.